GGAAUGGCGUCUUGUUGAUUCCCGCCCCGUGGAGUCCCUAACGUUGUGUUUUUACCCCGAGAUCUAGAUAUUCCAUCAUGAAAGCUGUUCUACAACGAGUCACCUCUGCCUCAGUUACAGUCGAUAAAACGCUUAUUUCGUCCAUUGGCAGAGGCCUUCUUGUGUUUGCCGCUGUCGGCCCGGAUGAUACCCAGAAAGAUGCAGAGUCCCUUGCGGCAAAGGUUCUUAAGGUAAAGAUCUGGCCCGAUGAGGCGGGCGGUACGUGGAAGAAAAGCGUUCAAGAUAUACAAGGAGAAGUCCUAUGCGUGUCCCAAUUCACCCUCCUAGCCCAAAUCAAAAAGGGCAACAAACCAGACUUCCAUCACGCUGCGGACGCAACCAAAGCCAAGGAGUUGUACGAUCACUUCUACAACAAAGUUGGAGAACUCUAUAGUGUCGAACGCGUCAAGAACGGUGUCUUCCAGGCAAUGAUGGAAGUGGGGCUCGUCAACGAUGGACCGGUUACGAUUCAAAUCGAUACUGCAUUACCUAAAAAGGAGCCUAAGAAACCCGGGGUUGGGAACGGGAACGGGAACGGGUUUGGGGAUGGGGAUGGGGAUGGGAAUGGCCAGUCGAGGGAUCCAACUGCGCACCAACUGGAGCAAGACAAUAUACAAGAUCUAUCUAUCUAUCCAUCUAUCUCGAGGAUCCGAUCUGGUGGGGAGUUUGCACUGUUUGACUGCGCAUGGAAGCUUCUACAAGGCUCGCGCAUUUCGACAAACAAGCAACAACAAAAACCGCCGCAAAACCCAACUUCCCUUUGUAUUUCAGGCUUCACCUUGAAUUGCUGUACUCUCACUCGUUAUUGCUGUCUGCUAUCUGUGAGUCUCCUUUCUACAGCUCCAACUUUUACAUCCUCAUCAUGGCCGAAACUUCAGGUACUUGUCCUUUAUUCCCGCCCCGCAAUUUGUUUUGCCUGGCGGGGCUCCCCGCUUUCCCCCGGUGGGUUGCCAAAGUCACUGACAACGCCCCGAGUUGCAGGUCGCCCGCGAGUCUUCUUUGACAUCCAAGUUGGAAAAAGGCCAGAGGGCCGCAUUGUCUUUGAGCUGUUUACUGAUGUUGUCCCCAAAACUGCGGAGAACUUCCGCGCGCUCUGUACCGGCGAGAAGGGUGAAGGGAAGUCCGGGAAGCCGCUCUGCUAUAAGGGCUCUAUUUUUCAUCGUAUCAUCAAACAAUUCAUGAUUCAAGGUGGUGAUUUCACCGCAUUCAAUGGUACUGGCGGCGAAUCGAUCUACGGCGAGAAAUUCCCAGAUGAAAACUUCGAGCUCAAACAUGACCGCCCUUUCCUGCUUUCUAUGGCCAAUUCUGGCCCCGGAACCAAUGGGAGCCAGUUCUUCAUCACCACCGUCCCCACUCCGCAUCUAGAUGGCAAGCAUGUCGUAUUCGGCGAAGUCAUCAGCGGGAAAGGGCUUGUGCGCAAGAUUGAAAAGGCCCCCACGGACUCAGGCGACAAGCCACACAUGGAAGUCAAGGUUGUGGACUGUGGCCAACUGAUUGGCGACGCCUACGAAACCGCUACCCAAUCAUCCGUUGACGAAACGGGCGACAAGUACGAGGACUACCCGGAAGAUGCAGGGAAGGAAUUUUCCGGGGAGGAGUAUUACAAAAUCGCCUGCGACCUGAAAGACUAUGGCAACAAGGCUUUCAAGGCCGGCAACGUCGACCUGGGCCUGGACAAGUACCAAAAGGGCCUGCGCUACCUCAACGAAUACCCGGAGACCUCGGAUUCGGAUCCGCCAGAACUUGCUGAGCAGAUGGCCAUGUUGCGAUUCACAUUGCACUCCAACUCAGCACUGCUAGCGAAUAAACUCAAGCAGUUCGAGGAUGGGCGCUCAUGGGCGGGUUUCGCGCUUGAGAACGCCGCGGCCGCCAAGGCGAAGGACGCAGAUAAGGCCAAGGCGUAUUACCGGCGAGCUAUGGCGUUGGUUGGAUUGAAGGAUGACGAGGAAGCGUUGAAGGAUCUGGCGGAGGCGGCGAAGUUGGCGCCGGGAGAUGCCGCAAUUACGAAUGAGACGGCGAGGGUCAAGAAGGCGAUUGCGGAUCAGCAACGGAAGGAGAAGGAGAUGCUGAAGAAGUUUUUCAAGUGAUGGUGAAGUGCAAAUUGCGAGGGCGAUGUGCUCAUGCGAAAGAAGGGUGGGGAAUUAGGUAAACUUGGGAAUAUCCAUUGGGGCUCUAAGUGACAACGAUUAACUAUUUUAUCUGCGCCGACAAGAAAUAGAAAGAAAGAAAAGAGCAAGGGGUUGGAGAAGGGAAUGGUAAGAAGAACGUAACUGAGUGUAUUUUUUUGUUUUUUUUUUAUAUCGUUUUAUCAUUCUUCGAGUAGAACCCUGGCGUCUCUCAGCCUGCGUUAAAUGUCUGUUUUAUUUA
Histoplasma capsulatum G186AR is the source of this 2406-nucleotide messenger RNA. Its product is annotated as peptidyl-prolyl cis-trans isomerase D. Gene Ontology annotation, molecular function: protein binding; D-aminoacyl-tRNA deacylase activity; peptidyl-prolyl cis-trans isomerase activity. Gene Ontology annotation, cellular component: cytoplasm; intracellular membrane-bounded organelle. The transcript has 9 exons. Lineage: Eukaryota; Fungi; Ascomycota; Eurotiomycetes; Onygenales; Ajellomycetaceae. The record is from RefSeq and is a predicted model, not a curated record. The coding region runs from base 78 to 2126 and encodes 682 amino acids. Gene Ontology annotation, biological process: protein folding; protein peptidyl-prolyl isomerization.